GAAUUACAGAUACUUUCAGUUCUGGGUUUUGGAGCUUAUGGAACUUUUCCAUGGAUUUUCUGAUAUUCUCACAUUGAUUGGGAGAGGAGAAAUGAAACAUGGAAAAAGACACAGAGCUGAAGUUUCAAGAAGCUUGCCCCAAUGGGAACGCAAGUUCUUGGCGUAUAAGGCACUAAAGAGGAAACUGAAACUGACAAACCCUAAUUCAAAUGGAAGAAACAGAGUGAGAUCUGGGAAUUUACCCACACAGGACAUGGGCUUCAAACAGUCAUUGAACAGGGAAAUCGAUAAGGUCAACACCUUUUAUCUGGACAAAGAGGAAGACUAUAUCAUCAUGCUCAGGGAGCUUGAAAGCAGGGCUGAAAACCUAAAUGGCAACGAUGAAGAAAUGCUGGAAUUGCGGAGGGAACUCUUAGAUUUUUACUCGGAGAUGGUGAUGCUACUCCAUUACAGUGUCAUCAACUUUACAGGGUUGAUGAAGAUUGUGAAGAAGCACAACAAACGUGCAGGUGGAGCUGUUCAGUCAUCGUACAUGCCUAGGGUUUUGCAGCAGCCGUUCUUCUCCACUGAGUUGCUUUACAAUCUUAUUAGGGGGUGUGAAGCCACACUUGAGCGCCUCUCUCCCCCGAAUGAUCCUUGAUGAAGAUCCAUAUUCUGCUUCAGCUCCUCUUGUUUAUACUGGUUUCUAAUGAUAUUGGUGUUGGCU
Molecule: messenger RNA, 706 nt
Organism: Hibiscus syriacus
Lineage: Eukaryota; Viridiplantae; Streptophyta; Magnoliopsida; Malvales; Malvaceae
Product: SPX domain-containing protein 2-like
Exons: 4
Coding region: 38-640 (200 amino acids)
Biological process (GO): cellular response to phosphate starvation
Source: RefSeq, a predicted model, not a curated record